This is a messenger RNA of Hemisphaericaspora subhashii, 1389 nucleotides long. RefSeq names its product SUMO-targeted ubiquitin ligase complex subunit (gene HEX3). Gene Ontology annotation, cellular component: SUMO-targeted ubiquitin ligase complex. The record is from RefSeq and is a predicted model, not a curated record. NCBI's taxonomy places the organism in Eukaryota, Fungi, Ascomycota, Pichiomycetes, Serinales, Debaryomycetaceae. The coding region runs from base 1 to 1389 and encodes 462 amino acids. Gene Ontology annotation, molecular function: ubiquitin-protein transferase activity. The transcript has a single exon.
AUGGAUCAACAACCAUUACCAUUGCCACUAGGAGAACCUAGGCGGAAGAAACAAAGANUGGAUCAACAACCAUUACCAUUGCCACUAGGAGAACCUAGGCGGAAGAAACAAAGAACAAAUGACCAACCCCUACAUCCACAACCACAACCACAACCACAACCACAACACGCAACACGUCCAUCUGCACCUCAAUCCACUACAAAUACAACUAAUAAUGACAUUAUAGAGAUCCUCUCAGAUGAAGAAGAAGAACCAGAGAUUAUUCAACUAAGUGAAGAAGAAGACAACGCCGCUCCCAGUCAAGAAAUCCAAAUCACUGGAGUCAACACCGCAAAUCCAACACCAUUACGACUUCCCAGUCUAUUCAUAGACAACGAAGACGAAACCCUAGACGAUAACGACAACGACAAUGAUGACGAGAUUGAAAUUACGGAUAUAAGACAAGCUCCCAAUAAUAAUGGCCAUAGGUUUGUCGUCCUACAUACACCAUUUGGGGAUUUUCAAACCCAACGGCCAGUAUUACCUCCUAUUCAAUCUAGAAAUAGUCCUGCUACACGUGUAUUGCCACCGUUGCUGACAAAUACUAACACCUCACGACGUUCCAAUACUCCCCAGGCAAGACGAAGAAGAGGAGGUAAUAAUGCUACACCGCAGAGGAAUGGUCUACCUAUACCUAGAGGACUUAGUCCUUGGAUAAAUGCACAACGACAAGACGAGUUUAAUUUUGGACCCCAUACUGGAUUUCUUGAUUUUAUGCGAAAUAUUGCCAGGAUUGAAAAUAUGUAUUAUAAUGAAAAUAGUGAUGAGGAUUAUAUACCGAGACAAGGAGGGGAACAAGAACCAAUGAAUAUGGAUUCCGUAAUUGAUCAAUCUAUAUUACAACGAAUCGAAUAUGAAAAUGAACGAGAAUUAGAUGAGAGAUUAAGACGAGAAAAUAACUAUAAUAAAAAAGUCCUAAUGGAAAAACAGGAACUGAUCAAGAAGGAAUCCCCAGGACAUACUAAUACCAUCAAAUCUGAUGAGAGUUUAGUUUGUGAAUUGUGUAGUAUUGAAUUAGGAGAAGGGAUCCCCGGUGAUUUUAAGCCUGAUUUUAGAUAUGAUAAAAAUCUCAAGAAAUAUGGUGAACAAUAUCAAGUUCCUGCUCCUUGGUUUUGUAUAAAUCAGUUGUCGGAGGUGGAUAAGGAAUUAUCGAAACGGAUCUUUGUGGCGAAAUGUGGACAUUGUUUUUGUGGAAGAUGUGUCAAGAAUAUUGGAAAUAGACCAAAGAGAACUAAGAAGUUGGCGGGGUAUAGUAUACUGAAUCCGACUUUGUAUGCUCCUUCGAAAUGUCCGGCUGUUGAAUGUACUCAUAAAUUUCGGGCUACUAGUUUUACAGAAUUGUAUUUUUAG